Messenger RNA from Aspergillus pseudonomiae, 451 nucleotides. RefSeq lists its product as uncharacterized. The transcript has a single exon. The coding region runs from base 107 to 337 and encodes 76 amino acids. The record is from RefSeq and is a predicted model, not a curated record. Lineage: Eukaryota; Fungi; Ascomycota; Eurotiomycetes; Eurotiales; Aspergillaceae.
ACUAGAGAUGCAGAUCACGCAUCUUCCAAUACCCUUUGACCUCAAAUUCAUUAAUGUUUAAGGGUUUACCCCGCCUUCCCCUCAGACCUCAGAUACGAUUCAGAAUAUGACGCGUAUUUGGCUUUCUAGAAGUCUCCACGACUGUCCAGAUUGUGAUCCCGGAGGAAGUCCGAUCGUCAGGAGCCCUACGUAUGAUAUGGGGCAUUCCUUGGUAUUGCUAAUAGUGUUAAGCACAGUCUUUACACGAGCUUCGACGGGGCUAGGCCUUUGUUGCCUCGUCUCGAGGCCUGGGUUGAACCCUCCUGACUUAUUAUCAAGUCGCACUAUGGUGCUUUGAAGCCCUUCUAUUUAUAAACUUACUAAGAAGAUGAAAGGUAAAACUGACUUUCCUGAGUGGCAGUUGCUGGGUUCGAUUGGGCCUAUUUAGACUAAGGCCACGUUAAGUCUUUUU